AUGUCGUUCACCAUCCCUCGCCCCUCCUCAUCCUCUUCAUCCCUUCCCAAGCUGCGUACGCUUGUGCAGAGGCGAUGCAAACAUACCCACUCUACUCCACAAUCGUUAUGGCUUUCUCGAACUCACCUGAAUCCGGCUCCGUCGGUACCACCACCAAUGGUCCCCACAUACCCUAUGCGAGUUAUCCUUUCAGACGGCUCAACAUUCACAGCAUAUACCACCGCACCCACGCCUUCAACUAAAAAGCUUACUCGUGACGUCCUGAACAAUCCUCUGUGGUCGCCAGCGAGUGAAAGAAGGGGACUGGGAGAAGGAGAAGAAGGGAGAGUUGGAAGAUUCAGAAAGAGAUUCGAAGGUAUCGCAAUGGAAGAUGAACAAGCAAGUGAAGGAAAUAAACCAGAAGCAGCAUUCGCAGCUGGAGAUCUUGAUUGGAUGUCAGAAGGUGGUGUCGAGGAGAAGAUCAGCGAGAAGCAAAGAAAUCCUGUGAAAGCAGCGAAAGGAAAGGGAAAGAAGAAGUAG
Kwoniella shivajii is the source of this 519-nucleotide messenger RNA. RefSeq lists its product as uncharacterized. The coding region runs from base 1 to 519 and encodes 172 amino acids. Gene Ontology annotation, molecular function: structural constituent of ribosome. The transcript has a single exon. The record is from RefSeq and is a predicted model, not a curated record. Gene Ontology annotation, cellular component: mitochondrial large ribosomal subunit. Gene Ontology annotation, biological process: mitochondrial translation. Lineage: Eukaryota; Fungi; Basidiomycota; Tremellomycetes; Tremellales; Cryptococcaceae.